GAGGAGGCAGGGCCUGGCUUAGCCCCGGCGAUGGCGGCCGUCAUGGCGGCGCUGUGGGUGGGUGCCGCGGGCCCAUGAGGCGCUCUCAGUCUUCACCCGGACGCUCCCGGCUCUUGGCAGCGAAGGCGGCUGUCCCGCACGCUUCGUCCCCGGGGCCAUGGCGGGCGUCUUCGACAUCGACCUCGACCAGCCCGAAGAGGCGGCCUCGGACGAGGAGCUGGAGGAAGGGGGUCACUUAAGCGAAAGUAUGGAUCACGGAGGAGUCGGCCCAUAUGACCUCGGCAUGGAACAUUGUGAGAAAUUCGAGAUUUCGGAAACGAGCGUAAACCGAGGUCCUGAGAAGAUCCGGCCAGAGUGCUUUGAGCUGCUCCGUGUUCUUGGCAAAGGGGGCUACGGAAAGGUUUUCCAAGUUCGCAAAGUAACGGGGGCAAACACGAGCAAAAUUUUUGCCAUGAAGGUGCUGAAAAAGGCAAUGAUUGUGAGAAACGCAAAAGACACCGCUCACACCAAAGCCGAGCGGAAUAUCUUGGAGGAAGUCAAGCAUCCGUUUAUCGUCGACUUGAUUUAUGCCUUUCAGACUGGUGGGAAACUCUACCUCAUCCUCGAGUAUCUCAGCGGAGGAGAACUCUUCAUGCAGCUGGAACGAGAGGGGAUAUUUAUGGAAGACACCGCUUGUUUCUACUUGGCUGAAAUUUCAAUGGCUUUGGGACACCUGCAUCAGAAAGGCAUCAUCUACCGUGACUUAAAGCCAGAAAACAUCAUGCUGAAUCACCAAGGUCACGUUAAACUGACUGAUUUUGGACUGUGUAAAGAAUCGAUUCAUGAUGGAACAGUCACACAUACGUUCUGUGGAACAAUAGAAUACAUGGCCCCUGAAAUUCUGAUGAGGAGUGGGCACAACCGUGCCGUGGACUGGUGGAGUUUGGGGGCACUAAUGUAUGACAUGCUGACUGGAGCACCCCCUUUUACUGGGGAGAACCGAAAGAAAACGAUUGAUAAAAUUCUCAAGUGUAAACUCAAUUUGCCUCCCUACCUCACACAAGAAGCCAGAGAUCUGCUUAAAAAGCUGCUAAAGAGAAAUGCUGCCUCUCGUCUAGGAGCUGGUCCUGGAGACGCUGGAGAAGUUCAGGGUCAUCCCUUCUUCAGACACAUCAGUUGGGAAGAACUGCUAGCUCGGAAGGUGGAGCCACCUUUUAAACCCUUAUUGCCCAGUUGUCCAAAAAGGGACCCUCCAGUGGCGGCGGCAGAACUCCAGCAGGACUUCCAGCAAUCCGAAGAAGACGUGAGCCAAUUUGAUGCAAAAUUUACACGUCAGACUCCUGUCGAUAGCCCGGAUGACUCGACCCUCAGCGAAAGUGCCAACCAAGUUUUCGUGGGUUUCACGUAUGUGGCUCCCUCCGUACUUGAAAGCGUAAAAGAGAAGUUUUCCUUUGAACCAAAAAUCCGGUCACCGCGCAGAUUCAUUGGCAGUCCUCGGACCCCCAUCAGCCCUGUCAAGUUCUCUCCGGGCGACUUUUGGGGACGAGGCGGUUCCUCCGGCGUGGCCAAUCCUCAGCUGCCCGUGGACUACCCGAUGGAGACAGGUGGGAUCGAACAGAUGGAUGUAACAGUCUGCGGAGAAGCCUCAGCUCCGCUUCCGAUCCGGCAGCCCAACACGGGGCCGUACAAAAAGCAGGCCUUCCCCAUCAUUUCCAAACGACCAGAGCACUUGCGCAUGAACCUAUGACACCAUCGACCGCAGUCCUUUUCCCCGAAACCCGGCUUGAGCGACGGCAGAAGAGAAGGACAGCUCUCUGCAAGGGCAGCCAUGCCUCACCGCCCACCCUCCUGCCAAAAGACGAAACCUCUCGUGGCUUUUUUUUUCUCCCCACCCCCCUCCCUCUCAGUGAUGGUAUCAAGUUAGUCAUUGCACAGAAUAACGGAAAAGAAGAAUGAAAAAAAUGGAUUUCCCUUCCCUCCCUCCUUCCCUGCUUCCUUCCUUCCUUCCUUCCUUCCCUCCCUCCCUGCUUCCUUCCUUCCUUCCCUCCCUCCUCCUUUCUCUUUCUCCCCACCUCCUCACUCCCUCCUUUGAAUCAAUGGUGCAUAAAGACAGGACGUGAGCAAAAAAAAAAAAAUGGUAUUACACAACUUAGGCACAGCAGCUAACCGAUAACGCAGCGUGGUAUCUUUUCCGCUCUAUCAAAGAUUCCCCCCCCCCCCACAAGUCAAUCGCUUGAAGUUAACGGGGUGGAGAGUAGACUCUGGCUGUCCUGCAUGGUUGUGCCCGCAGGGGAAGUCAAUGCCCCCUGGGCAAAUGUGCAGAAUGCCAACCUGGCUGUUUCCUACCUGAUCCCACCCAAGUUCCUUCAGGUGGCUUCCUGCAAUUUUAAGAAAUUAUCGGUGGUCCGAGGCUUAACUCCAACCAUUAGGAUUCCACGUGCAAAAACAAUCUAAACGAAUCUUUUUUUAAAAAAAGAAAAUUAUAUAUAUAUAUACAUAUAUAUAAAUCUAUAUUUUUCAACUAGUUUUUUUUCCCCCCUCCCCUUUUAGAAGGGGCUCAUUAUGAAAAGUCUGCCACAAGUUGGAACAUUAUGGAAUUAUUGAUUUCCCGCAGCAAAGAGAGAGAACAAGCUAGCAAGACUUAACAUUUCUUAUUAUAUUUGAAAUAAUGGUUUUGUAAAAAAAAAAAAAAAAAAGAUAAUAAUAAUAAAUCACUGUUAAUUACGUUGCCAAGAUUGAUAGGGUAAGGGUUUUACCCUCUUCAUCUGGUUUAAAUGUUUUUUUUUCCUUUUUUUUUUUUUUUUGUCUUGUCUUGAUUCGUUUUUAAAAGGAUCCCCUCAGGCUGUUGACUGCGCUAAAACCUUGGCUCGUGUGCGGACGUCCCGUGUUUUAAUCCGAGGUCUUUGUGACGUUUUUCCCUGCCCUCCCCCAAGCUCAAGUUUUGCCCUGCUGGCCUGGAGUUCUGUGGGUGUAUUGAAUUCCAGGUGUCUUGUCUUAUAUUCUCAUCAUUCUGAACAAAAAUCUGGCCAUCGGGAACUUCGUCUCUUUUUUAUGCUGGUUAUAUAGUUUGCUCAAGACCCUGGCACGUGCCAAGGAAGGCUUAAACCUAUCACAAAAGGGGCACAAGCUUCAGCAGACGGCUUAUCUUUUUUUUAAAAAAAAUAAAGACCUGCACACAUAUCUAUUGGUGUUGCAGCCGAUUGGUAAUGCUCAGAAGAGAUGGUUUACCCCGUAAUUGUUCCAUUGCUCAUCCGUGAUGGACGACCGUGUAACUUCUCUGCUGGGGCAAGCCCAUCCGUUGAUUGUAUUGAGGGGAUAAAAGGGAAAAAGGAAAAAGAAAAAGAAAAACACACAACAAGUAUUACGAUGGCCUUCGACGAAUGUCUUCCAGAGAACUUUUUGCAAUUUAAUUUUUAGGAAAUGUUCAGAAGAUUUGCUAUUUAUGUUUCUGCGAGUGUUAUUGAAGAAAGAAAAAGAAAGAAAGAAAACCUGUACACAAAUGACUAUACCGUCACAGGUACAAAGAAUUAAAUAAAGGUAACUUUACCUUAACUUAAAUACUUCCUGCCUUAAAGAAAGCAUUUCCAUGGCUACAGCUGGUGAAAGGGUGAAUUGUGGUCCACAGAGCUUUACUCUAGGGUAGAGUGUGGGUGAGUGUGAAUUGUUGGGACAAGGUGGGCAUCCUUUUGAUUGGUUUCCCUCCCCUUCGUUACACCUGGUCAGUCUGCAAUCGUGGCUACUUAGAGGGUUUUUGUGAUGUUUUGUUGUGCUUCUCUCCUUGAGCCAUAGGAUCUGAGCCAUAAUUAUAUUUUUAUUUGAAACUAGCCAGAACCUCUUCUGUGGGUUUUUCUCCCCAACUGGACUUCCACAUCUCGGAUCCAAGCCGUUCCAGAAGUCGGGGGGGCCGUGUUGAGGGGAGGGGGGGAUUGUUGAGCAUGGCCUCACCUCUGUUGAGUGUAGAGCUGUCUACCUUGGCUUCCCCCUCCAGAUGCAAAAUUAAAAGACACAAUCCUGGAAAACGAAAGACCCACUGAAAAGUGGGGGUGUGAUUCUCCUUUAGGUAGCUCUGGAGCCUGUUCAGGUUCUAAAACAAGGAACUCUCCAGAUGUGGCCACUUUAAGACUUAGGGACUUCCCCUCUCAGAAUUCUCCAGCCAUCUUGACUGGCUGAGAAAUUCUGGGGCUUGAAGUCCACAAGCCUUAAAGUGGGUCUCCAAACUUGGGCUACUUUAAGAUUUGGGGAGUUCAAUUCCCAGAGAUCCUCAGUCAGCAUGACUCGCUGGUGAAUUCUGGGACUUGAAGUCCACAAGCCUUAAAAGUGGCCAAGUCUGGAGACCCCCGUCUUAAAGCCUGCUGGCUGGGGAAUUCUGGGAAUUGAAGCCCACAAGUCUUUAAAGUGAGCAAGCUUGGGGACUCCUAGAACAUGAGAUUUAAUUCCUGUGGACCAGCAAUCUCCUAAAUUUUGCAUGGGCCACUCCAAAAUGAGACCCUUUCCCAUGUCCCCAAGCAUCAAUUAAUGUCAUGUGAAUAGUGAGACAUUUCUGGAUGAGGGUAGGAUCUGAGUGUGAGCUAGAUCGGGGAUCUUCCACUGUUGUUCUACCACGGGCACCUGCUUCGGAUUUAGUGUCCGGUGUCAUAUCAACUAACUAAUCACGGCAUUGUUUCCUUUUGCAGAGGAAUAGUAGCACAAUUGGGGAAGAGUCCGAAAGGGGAGGGGAGGGAAGAGGAGGGAGACUCCGGUUUGUGGUCCUCAGUCACACGAAGACCGCCAUUGUCUGAGGGAGGAUCUUGACAGGCCCAGGAAAAAGGGGGCUUGCUUGCUUUCUCCUGUGUCCUUUGGAAAACCCAGCUGUUAGCCGGCCCUCUGGCUCUAGAAAACAGCCUUUCCCAACCUUGCUCAUUUCCAGGUGUGUGAACUUCCAACUCCCAGAAUUCCACAGCCAGCAUGACCUAUUGAGAAGAAUUCUUGGGGUGGAAGGUCCAUAUAUACCUGGAAAUAGCCGAGCCUUGGAAAGGCAUCCAGUGGGACAGGUAGAACUUUUUUCCUUGUCUGAACCAUGAAAAAGGUAGUUCUUCCUAUGGAGGCGCGCGCGCACACGCACACACACACACACACACACAAUCCCGUGAAAACUGGAUUUGGAGUGGUGCAGGAUGCUCACCUUUCGGUGUUUGGCGAGUUCCUUCUCUGUGGCUGGCUACAAUCACCUUGCGUAUGUUGUGUGCUGUAGCUUAAGUAGACCUCUUUUAGCCGAGGGAUUAGCAGAGGAAAUCUAGCAGUGUGUUUGAUGGAAUUGUGUCAUUGGCUAGCCAACCUUGUGUAACUUUUAAGAUCAGUGGACUUCAAUUCCCAGAAUUCCCUAGCCAGCCAUGGCUGGCUGGGGAAUUCUGGGAAUUCAAAUCCACCAGUCUUUAAAAGUUGCCAGAGUUGGGACACCCCCAAGGUUAGAUAUUUCACGUGCCCCUUUUGAUCUUUUUUAAAAAAAACUGUGAAAAACUUGGAAUUGCGAUUUGGGACAGUUAAGCGCACACACUAUGCAAUUUGGGUGGUCUUGUAUUUAUUUGUAUAAAGAAUCAAUUUCCCGACCUGGAUUCCUGCCCUUCUUGUAGAUAAUAGCUAUUGUGUCAACUUCAGAGAGAGCGUGAUUCUCUCAUGAAAAAACCACAACCAUCUAUGGAAAUGUCUAUUGGAGAAAUUAAGUGCUUUCUUUAACAAUGUCUUAAAAAAAAAAAAAGGUUUCCAUUGGGGUAUAGUAAUUCAGAUUUAUUUUAUACGAUCUGUGCUUUUUUAAUUAUAAUCUUGGGGUUUUUUGCUAUCGUUUGAUUUUUUUAUAGAUUUUUGUAUCCUUCUAUAAAGAAGAAAUUAACGGGGGUUAAUACCUGCUGAAGCUAACAACAUAUAUAUAUAUAUAUAUUAAGUAUUAAAUCUUGAUGACUUGAACCAUGUUUUCGUUCGGCUAAGAAUCAGUGCUGAUUGUAUACUAGAGUUUGCUUUGAGGAAAUAAUAAGAAAUAAUUUGAAAGGGUCGGCUUGCCUGACGUGUUAGGGGCAGGCAUUGGAUCGCUUGGUUGUCCAUCUGUGGGCAUGGACGCUUCUGGCGUGCCAAGCUUGUUUUGGUGCCCUCAGCUGUCAAGCUUCCUCCAGGCAUUGUGGGUCACAGUUUCCCUUGUAUUCUAACCAAGUUAAGGCGAACAUGUUCAAGUCUAUAGUGUUAAUCUUGUUCCUAUGAUCCCGGGAGAAACUAUCCAUGUGUUAAGAGUAGGGGGUCCCCAAUCCCCUGGGCCUUGGCCCCCGGUAACUGGGUGGCAGCCUGUUCGGGAUGGGCUGCACAAGUGGCAGGCAGCUCCAUUUGCGCGAGCGGCAGGCACUUGCGCAAAUGGAACUUCACGUGCGCAUGUGAGUGACAGCCGCUGGUGCACGUGGAGCUGCAGUUGCGUGUACCUGCUACUCUCAUAGGACCAUAGGACCAACUUUCGUAGAAGCUCUGUAGAUGACAAUCUUCAGGGAGGAAACAGGUGAUCUCCUUCCCCAGCCUGAAGCCACCUGCUCCUAUCUGAUUGAGCCAGGAGGAGCCUGCAGAAGGCUGUUCCUAUGAUCCAAGGGACAGGAUGUCACAGAACUGGCCUCUCAAGCGGCCAGAGGUGGACUAGUGGGGGGUGGGGUCUACUGCUUUCCCUACCAUGUUGGCCCAAGGUGUGUUUACCUGCAUUGGUGCUGUAGGAGAAAAAGGGGAGAAUGUAGGUAUGUUUUGAAUAAUGUAGGACAGUGAUGGCAAAUCUGUUUGGCACUAAGUGACCAAACUGGGCUUGUACGCCGGAGCACCGGAAACACAAAGACCAUCGGACUCGUGCAUGCUGGCCACCUGGUCUUUGGGUUUCCAGCGCUCGCAUGCGCGCUGGCCAGAUGGCCUUUGUGAGCGCUUGAAACCAAUAGACCAGAUGGCCGGCAUGCAUGAGUCAUAUGGUCUUCGGGUCUGGCGCUCCGGCAAAUGCGCAGACCAGCUGGCUGGUGCGCUUGCGGGCGCUGGAAACCAGAAAAGCAGCUGGUGACCGCGCACAUGCCCACAGAGAGGGCUCUGCAUGCCACGUCUGGCACACAUGCCAUAGGUUCGCCAUCUUGGAUCUACAGACUGUGGGGUCCUUGGUGCUCUCUGAGCUUGGCGGUUUUCUUGCAAACGUUUCUUGACCCAACUAGGUGACCUCAUCAGUGCAAAACCCCACUCCCUUCUAGCGCUGAUGAGGUUACCUACCUGGGUCAUGAAACGUCUGCAAAGAAAACCACCAAGCUCAGAGAGCCCCAAGGGACCCCCAAGGUCCAACCCUGAGCUACAAAUAUCCUCUUCUGCUGAUAACCUAGGACUGCUGUGUACGCAGGUCGGAAGGGCAGCAGCUGUGUGUAAAACUGUAGUUCAGAUUGGUGACUUUCUCGGUCCUUUCUGGCUGUAAGGUGUGCAAAUUUGUCUAGCAACACCAGUCACCUGGAAGGCAGAGCCAAGGCUUGUUAAUCCCCGUUGAAAUAGAAGCUGUGUCCUGGAUGUGUUGAUGACAACAUUGCGUAAGCCAGGAUAAAGCUUUUAAGCUUUCGGAAGGAUGAAACGAUGCAGGGUUCAUUCUAGCCAUCUUACCCGGUGUACCUUCAGUCAUUAAAACGUCUGCACCCUGGUACUUUUAAGGAAGGGAGGAGGGGAUGGGAAGAGCUCAACAAAGUGAUGCACAAUGACAGCUUUUCACCUGUACCCUUUUUUUAAAAAAACCGUAUGUUCUUUCUGCAACACUUUUAGCUGGCUGUGUUAACCAUCCAUUACGAAUCCGACUACAGCUGCCUUACAAGGAAUGGUAUGAGGGUUCUUACCUCAUUCUGUACUAUUUACUGUAAUAAAAUAUACUUGAUUUCAAAACAGAUGGGUGUAAAUAGCAAUUAAAUGCAACUUUGGACAAACGA
Pantherophis guttatus is the source of this 7919-nucleotide messenger RNA. It is a transcript of the gene RPS6KB1, whose product is annotated as ribosomal protein S6 kinase B1. Gene Ontology annotation, biological process: protein phosphorylation; signal transduction. Gene Ontology annotation, molecular function: protein serine/threonine kinase activity; ATP binding. Lineage: Eukaryota; Metazoa; Chordata; Lepidosauria; Squamata; Colubridae. The record is from RefSeq and is a predicted model, not a curated record.